Molecule: messenger RNA, 2028 nt
Organism: Fulvia fulva
Lineage: Eukaryota; Fungi; Ascomycota; Dothideomycetes; Mycosphaerellales; Mycosphaerellaceae
Product: tRNA pseudouridine synthase 1
Exons: 2
Coding region: 1-2028 (675 amino acids)
Biological process (GO): mRNA pseudouridine synthesis; tRNA pseudouridine synthesis
Cellular component (GO): nucleus
Molecular function (GO): RNA binding; pseudouridine synthase activity
Source: RefSeq, a predicted model, not a curated record
AUGGACCACUCCACCGCGAUACUCGAUGAUGCUGGCAAGAAGAUCGACAAUGCUGCGAAGGCUUCAUCAAGCGACCGGAAUGGCGAAUCCAGCCGCUCGAACAACGACCGCGGUGAGAAGAGGCACGACAAGCCAUAUCAGUCACGUCACAACCAGGGCAAUGAUCGCAAGAGGAAAGGCAACUUCAACGACAGCAGCAUGCACCACGGAUCGCGACGAGGCGGACGUAACGACAAUAAGCGCCAUAAGAAAGGCGAUAUGGGAAGAGGAGAGUACUUUGCCACAAAUCCAGACAAGCGUCGACGUAAUGAAGAAGCAUCCGAGAAACGACUUCGCGAAGGUGCCAAGGGCCAGGGCGUAGAGUUCUCCAAGGACGAAAUCGAUGCCGAAGAGCGACGACCAAAACGUAAAGUCGCUGUCUUGAUCGGAUACUCUGGAACUGGCUACAAAGGCAUGCAGAUAUCGGGUACCGAGAAGACCAUUGAAGGAGACCUCUUUCAGGCUUUCAUCAAAGCUGGUGCAAUCAGCAAAGCCAAUGCCGAGGAUCCCAAAAAGAGCAGCUUGGUACGAUGUGCGAGAACGGACAAGGGCGUGCAUGCGGCAGGAAACAUGAUCAGUCUGAAGCUGAUUGUGGAGGACGAUGACAUUGUGGAGAAGAUCAACGAAGCAUUGAGCCCGCAGAUCAGAGUCUGGGGUAUCGAGAGGACAAUCGGCAGCUUCUCCUGCUAUCAAGCUUGCGACAGUCGUUGGUACGAGUAUCUGAUUCCAUCAUAUGCUUUCCUACCGCCACAUCCGAGCAGCUGGCUGGCCAAGCAGAUAGAAGCUGCAGCAGAUGCCGUAGGCGAUCGAGAAGGCUAUGAGGCGAGGCAAGCGGAGGUCAAAGGCUUCUGGCAGAAUGUGGAUGAGACCGACAUCAAGCCAAUACUGGAGACGAUCGACGAGGACAUCAGAUGGGACGUGAUCAGAGCACUGCAAGGUGAAGAAGAGGCUAGCGCGAAGACGGCCAAACCAGAACCCGAUGACGAGCAGCCUGAGAAGGAGGGCAAGAAGAAGAUCAAGCAGGAGCCCAAGGAUGAAAAGACCGAAGAAGCUGCCAUAAUCAUCAAUGACCCGAAGCUUAGCGAAGAAGUGAAGAUUGAGGCCAACGCGAAGACUGAACCGGACAUGAAGGUGGAAGCAGAUGUGAAGAGUGGAGCCCAGGACGAAACAGCACCGAAGAAGGUGGUGAACUCCGGAAUCGGCCUCCCAGAGAUCAAAACAGAAGAAGAUGCCGUCAAAACAGAGGUAUCAACCACAGAAGCCAUCGCAACUGCACAACCAGCCGCAGACCCCGAAAUGGAACGCACCCUACGCCUUCGCGCCGCCACAAAGCGACUCCGAAACGCCUACAUCCAAGCAAAACGCCGCUACCGCAUCCCCCAACAACGCAUCGCCCGCAUCCAAGACGCCCUAAACCGAUAUCUCGGCACCCGCAACUACCACAACUACACUAUCCAGAAAACCUUCAAAGAUCCCAGCGCCAAGCGCCACAUCAAAUCCUUCCAAGUCAACACCACCCCCGUCCUCAUCGGCGACGGCCCCGAAGACGACAAAACCGAAUGGCUCAGCAUGAAAGUCCACGGCCAAUCCUUCAUGAUGCACCAAAUCCGCAAAAUGGUCGGCAUGGUCACCAUCCUCGUCCGCUCCGGCGGCCAACUCGACCAAAUGGACAAAUCUUUCACAGAAGCGCGCUACAGUAUCCCCAAAGUACCAGGUCUCGGCCUACUUCUGGAACGACCCGUCUUCGACAGCUACAACACCCAGCAAGCAUCAAAGCACGAUCGCCCCACGCUGGAGUUCAGCAAGUAUGAUGCUAAGCUGCAGGAUUUCAAGGAGAGGGAGAUUUAUCAGAGGAUCUUCAGGGAGGAGGAGGAGAAGAAUGAGUUUGCGAGGUUUUUCAAUCAUGUGGAUAAUUUCAAGGAGUCGUAUUUUUUGUUUGUGACGAGUAAGGGGUUGGAUGCGACCAAGGAUAUUGAGAGGAGGUCUUGA